CCGUGGCUUCCCGACGAGGACGAACGCGUCCGGCAACUCGUCGAGGCCCGCGGACCGAAGCUCUGGGCAAAGAUGGCCGUCGAGUUCAACGAGACGCUGGCCAAGGAGGACCGGCGGACCCAGUCGCAGAUCCGCACUCGCUGGCGCGAUCACCUCGACCCGAGCGUCAACCGGGACCCCUUUACCGACCGCGAGAUCGAGAUCAUCCGCGACGCGCAGCGCCGAAUGCCCAACGAGUGGGUCUUGAUCGCGGCGCUGCUCCCCGGGCGCAUAGACACCCAGGUCAGCGACUACUGGUACCAGACGAUCAGGAAG
Aureococcus anophagefferens is the source of this 315-nucleotide messenger RNA. RefSeq lists its product as hypothetical. Gene Ontology annotation, molecular function: RNA polymerase II cis-regulatory region sequence-specific DNA binding; DNA-binding transcription factor activity, RNA polymerase II-specific. The annotation marks the transcript as partial. Gene Ontology annotation, biological process: regulation of DNA-templated transcription. The transcript has a single exon. Gene Ontology annotation, cellular component: nucleus. Lineage: Eukaryota; Pelagophyceae; Pelagomonadales; Pelagomonadaceae. The record is from RefSeq and is a predicted model, not a curated record.